Messenger RNA from Neohortaea acidophila, 597 nucleotides. RefSeq lists its product as uncharacterized. The transcript has 5 exons. NCBI's taxonomy places the organism in Eukaryota, Fungi, Ascomycota, Dothideomycetes, Mycosphaerellales, Teratosphaeriaceae. The coding region runs from base 10 to 510 and encodes 166 amino acids. The record is from RefSeq and is a predicted model, not a curated record.
CUGAUCUUGAUGACUAGGACCUCGACGUCCACGACUAGUGUCACCACGGCGGCACCUACUAGCACCCCGACGACUGUCACCACUACUGAGACCUCCUAUGUGACGCAAUGGGGCCCUCCCAGGACGACCACGUGGUGGAAGAGUGAGUACCCUCCAAAUCCGCUGCAUUGUAAAUCAAAGACAUUGACACAUUGCCAAAGCCCACACCGACCCUCACUGCAAGAGAGAAGCCUUCCCCGAGCCGACGGCACUCGCCAAACCCGCCAUCCUCGGCCGACGCGGCCAAUGGCCUCAAAACGUCUACAUGCUGACCUCGCGUACGCAGACACUGGACGUACUGCGAAUGCGAGACGACGACCACGACCGCCCCGUACGGCCACCCGACUCAGCCGCACCAGCCCACCGUCACGAAGACCACGUGGUGGGAUCAGACGACUACCACUUGGAAGUGGACCACUCAGACCCAAACUACGACGGUGUGCGGCUAGGCGACACGCUUUCCGUGCUUGAGUUGCUUGUCGAUCUGCUGCGUCGGGAGUGAACAUUUAGUUGUCUUCAUCAUAAUACUGUCUUACCUCCGUAAUCAGCCGUCGUGCU